AUGUCUUCUCGCUCCGCCUGGCGAGCGCUGCACUACAGUGCGAAGCGCCGUGCCUUCCAGCCCACCACCCCCUACCGCUGCUUUUCCUGCACCCGUCGGGCCCAUGACCCAAAGUCGGACCAUGAGCGCAUGACACACUUCGGGUUCACCAAUGUGCCUGAAUCGGAGAAGGAGUCGCGAGUUGGCGCUGUCUUCAGCUCCGUCGCCUCCUCCUACGACACAAUGAACGACCUGAUGUCCCUGGGCAUCCACCGAAUCUGGAAAGACCACUUCGUCCGUUCGUUGAACCCGGGAUGCCCCGUCGCAAACCGCGAUGUGGAUGGCAAGACCAAGGGCUGGAACAUUCUCGACAUCGCCGGCGGGACCGGCGACAUUGCCUUCCGCAUGCUCGACCACGCAACGAACAUCAACCACGACCUGGAAACACGGGUGACGAUCAGCGACAUCAACGCCGAUAUGCUGGCCGAAGGCCAGAAGCGAUCUAUCGAAACACCCUACUACAAUACCUCGCGCUUGUCCUUCGUCGAAGCCAAUGCUGAAAGCAUGCCGCAUAUCCCCGACGCCUCGGUCGACCUCUACACCGUUGUUUUUGGAAUCAGGAAUUUCACGGAUAAGCAGGCUGCUCUCAAUGAGGCCUUCCGCGUUCUGAAGCCCGGUGGUGUUUUUGCUUGUAUGGAAUUCAGCAAGGUGGAUAAUCCGCUUUUUGAUGCCGUGUACAAGCGCUGGAACUUCAGUGCUAUUCCCCUUAUUGGUCAGGUUGUUGCGGGUGACCGUGAUAGCUAUCAGUAUCUGGUGGAGAGCAUUGAGCGCUUCCCGAGCCAGGAGGAGUUCCGGGGUAUGAUCCAGAAGGCUGGGUUUAUGAUUCCGGGCCGUGGGUAUGAGAACUUGACUGGUGGUAUUGCUGCUAUUCACAAGGGUAUCAAGCCGGUCAUCAAGUCAUGA
Molecule: messenger RNA, 942 nt
Organism: Penicillium argentinense
Lineage: Eukaryota; Fungi; Ascomycota; Eurotiomycetes; Eurotiales; Aspergillaceae
Product: class I SAM-dependent methyltransferase
Exons: 2
Coding region: 1-942 (313 amino acids)
Biological process (GO): ubiquinone biosynthetic process
Molecular function (GO): methyltransferase activity
Source: RefSeq, a predicted model, not a curated record